AUAGCGGAUGUCUGAGAUUCCAAAGAAUAAAGCACACGCUGUAGGGGGUGAUGUUGUGUAUUGUUGAAAUAGAAGCAUAAAGUUAGUAGCCAGAGGUUCAUAUUUACUUUUGCAGCUUUUGGCGACGCGCAGAGGAAGAGUUUACUGUUAGCAUCUGAAGCGGUAGGAGACCGUUAGCUGCUUAGCUAAAGUGGAGACAGGAUGUGAAUGAAUCCGGACGGGACCAGCCCCAGGAACCGGAGCAGCGCUGAGCCAGUCAGACAGACACACCCUUGUCUGGGAAGAGGAACGGAACCGUAUCAGCUCAGCAACAUGCAGCAACUACCCUUCAUAUCUCAUGCCAACAUGUGUUAGCCUCUAGCUGCUGGAUAUAUCCAAUUGGAAACCAGUUUGAGCCCAGUUUAAAGUGUGGACUUAAUAUGACCGACUCAUCAGCACCAUCAUGGCUCGGACAGAGGUGAUAAUCCCCACCAGGCUGUCUGCUGCAGAUCCAGCCUCCACCCACGGCUAACCGGCUCACACCAACCCAGACUUUGUAGGCUACUUGACGUGUUUGUGGUCAGCGUGGAAUGAUGAGCUCUCCCAUGUACACCUUUGUUAGCCGCGAUGAUAACAGCACUAUUUAUGCAGAAGUGUCUAAAAUCCUGCUGUCCACCGGACACUGGAAGAGGCUGAAAAGAGACAAUCCCAGAUUCAACCUCAUGCUCGGUGAGCGGAACCGGCUGCCAUUUGGACGCCUUGGCCAUGAACCAGGACUGGUGCAGCUGGUGAAUUACUACAGAGGAGCAGACAAGCUGUGCAGGAAGGCUUCGCUGGUCAAGCUAAUAAAGACCAGCCCAGAGCUGUCAGACUCCAGCAACUGGUUCCCGGAGUCCUACAUCAUCUACCCCACCAACCUCAACACCCCCGUUGCCCCGGCUACCAACGGCAUCAGCCACCUGAAGAGCAACCCGAAGACAGAUGAGCGGGAAGUCUUCCUGGCCUCCUACCACGCUAAGAAGGAGAGCGGAGAGGGAACCGUGUGGAUCGCCAAGUCUUCUGCUGGAGCUAAAGGUGCUGGUAUCCUGAUCUCACAUGAUGCCAAUCAGCUGCUGGACUAUAUUGACAAUCAGGGACAGGUUCAUGUUAUCCAGAAGUACCUGGAGAAACCCCUGCUGCUGGAGCCGGGUCAUCGGAAGUUUGACAUCAGGAGCUGGGUUCUGGUGGACCAUCAGUAUAACAUCUACCUGUACCGGGAGGGCGUGCUGCGGACCUCGUCGGAGCCCUACAACAGCGCAGACCUGCAGGACAUGACCAGCCACCUGACCAAUCACUGCAUCCAGAAGGAGCACUCCCAGAACUACGGCCGCUAUGAGGAGGGCAACGAGAUGUUCUUCGACGAGUUCAGGCUGUACCUGCUCAACACUCACAACGUCACCCUGGAGAUGACCAUAUUACCUCAGAUCAAACACGUCAUCAAGAGCUGCCUGUCGUGCAUCGAGGCGGCCAUCAGCACCAAGCACCUGUCCUACCAGAGCUUCCAGCUCUUUGGCUUUGACUUCAUGGUCGACGAAAACUUCAAAGUGUGGCUCAUCGAGAUCAACGGCGCUCCAGCCUGCGCUCAGAAACUUUACCCAGAAUUAUGUCAAGGCAUCAUUGACGUGGCGAUCUCCAGCGUCUUCACGCUCAGCAGCGAAUCGUCGUCCGCUUCGUCGUCGCCUUACUCCUCCUCCCCGUCUUCUCUCUUCACAUCCAACUCCUGCUCCUCUCCGAAGCUGAGGGGCCCUCUGCACGUGGGCCCUUUCACCCGCCUCUAGGGGCCCUCCGUCCAAUCCUCACCCAGCAGGAGAAGCACAUGUGGAGACACUUGGCUUCUACCGUCGGUUAAAUGAUGAAGAAGACGGUGGGAGAUGUUCACCCUGCAAAAACACAAAAUCUUACCAAGGACUUUUGGUCUAGUUUCUAGUCCAAAUAUCUUAGUACACUUGAAAUAA
Molecule: messenger RNA, 1973 nt
Organism: Poecilia reticulata (guppy)
Lineage: Eukaryota; Metazoa; Chordata; Actinopteri; Cyprinodontiformes; Poeciliidae
Gene: ttl
Product: tubulin tyrosine ligase
Biological process (GO): protein modification process; microtubule cytoskeleton organization
Cellular component (GO): spindle microtubule
Molecular function (GO): tubulin-tyrosine ligase activity
Source: RefSeq, a predicted model, not a curated record